CAGUGUCGGUGGCGCUAGCUGCUCGCUGCCUAACAGAAUCCAACAUGGAGUAACCGGAGAUGGGGCUCGUACGGGGCCAUCCUCACCGAGACGGACGGAGGCGCGAUCUCAACAGCGGCACGACGUUGGCACCGGGAGAGAGCGGGAGCCCGCGCGCCAGCAGAGAAUUCUCCAAGGAAUUUACACUUUUUAUGGACGCGCACUGAAAUAGUGCAGGGAUAACAUGUAGGGCGAAUAAGGGAAGAAGAGGAGGGGGAGAGAGAAAGAGAGAGAGAGAGUGAGCGAGAGACAGACAGACAGAAAGGACAAAAACAAACCUCUUAAGGGAAAUAACGGUUGGGAAAAUCGUGGUUGGCGUUUGGCUUUGCAACACUCGUCUCGGACACGGACGCAGACAAUAUGAGGCCAACAAAAUGUGUGCGUGCGGGUGGAUUUUAUUGUAGGUGAAACGAGAGAAAAAUGACCGAGGAAACACACCCAGACGAUGAUAGCUACAUAGUACGUGUCAAAGCGGUGGUGAUGACUCGGGACGACUCGAGCGGUGGUUGGCUGGCUCAGGAAGGGGGCGGGCUCAGCCGUGUGGGCGUGUGCAAGGUUGCCCCUAACGACCUGGAGCUGCUGGGUCGCCAUGGUUUCCUCAUCUACGGCGAGCGACUCAAAGACAAGCAGGCGAUCCUGGAGUGUUUCCUGAGGAAGGACCUGGAGUACACCAAGGCCACGCCCACGUUCCAUCACUGGAGGGUGGACAACCAGAAGUGCGGCCUGACCUUCCAGAGCCCCGCAGACGCCCGCGCCUUCGACCGCGGAGUCAGGAAGGCCAUGGAGGACAUCACAGAAGGAUCCACAACAUCCUCGUCCACCAUUCAGAAUGAGACAGAGCUGGGAGACGACGACGUCUUCACGAACGCCACGGACAGCUCGUCCAACUCGUCCCAGCGACGCGAGCCCUGUCUGCAGACGCUCGCCCCCAUCACGCUGGGGGAGUCCCGCCGCCACAACUGCAUCCUGGGACACUUCUACGACCAGCACAGACUCUCCGACCACUACUUUGUGGACCAGCCGGUGACCGAGUUCCCUCGCCACGUCAGCUUCCAGCUGGACGAGCCGGAGGAGGAGAUCGUGCGCAUCAACCCGCGCGAGCGCGCCUGGCUCUCCACGGGCUACGAGGACUACCGGCACGCGCACCCGGCGGGUCGCUACGGCAACAAGCCGCUCCACCACCUCCACCACCACCACCCGUCGUCCCUGGCGGCGCUGCGGCCGCUCCACCACCACCACCACCACCACCACCUCCUCCACGACCCCUUCAGCCCCGCGCCCUUCCUGCCCAUCACGGACCCGGACGCUUACGUGCACUUUGACAAGUCGGACCCGCCCAAGCACGACUACACGUACCCGUACCCCGCUGGGGGAGGAGGAGGAGGAGGACCAGGGGUGGGCGGCGGGGGUGGGGGCGGCGGUGGCCGAGGGGUCGGCGUGGUGACCGGGCAGCCCCGCGCGCUUCAGUCCAAGUGGAGGCGCGGCCUCGGCGCCUUCGCCAACUUUGGCGGCCGCUCGUCCUCGUCCUCGUCGUCGACGCCGGCGGUCCGCCACGCGGACGCGAACUCGGCCGGCGGCGUGUCCGGCUCGUCGGUGGCCGUGGGCAUCGCCGGCGGCAUCGUGACGGGCGGCGGCGGCGUCGGUGUCGGCUCCGGGGCGUCGGAGCGCGCCCGCUGCGUCUACUGCCGCGACCUGUUCCGGCGCGAGGACAACCGGCGGGGCCGCUGCUCGGAGGCGCCCGACCCCGUGCGCACCUGCAUCCGCCGCGUCAGCUUCAUGUGGUGCGCCGACAGCCUGCUCUACCACUGCCUGUCGGACCCCGAGGGCGACUACUCGGACCCGUGCUCGUGCGACGCCUCCGAGGAGCGCUUCUGGCUGCGCUGGGCCGCGCUGCUGGGCCUCUCGCUGCUGGCGCCCUGCAUGUGCUGCUACGGCCCGCUGCGCGCCUGCCACCGCUGCGGCGUGGCCCUGCACUGCUGCGGGGGCAAGCACAAGGCCGUGGGGUGAGAGAGAGAGGGGGGGGCAA
This is a messenger RNA of Sardina pilchardus (European sardine), 2065 nucleotides long. RefSeq names its product sprouty related EVH1 domain containing 2a (gene spred2a). Gene Ontology annotation, biological process: negative regulation of MAPK cascade; multicellular organism development. The transcript is spliced from 7 exons. Bases 460 to 2046 code for a protein of 528 amino acids. Gene Ontology annotation, cellular component: membrane. NCBI's taxonomy places the organism in Eukaryota, Metazoa, Chordata, Actinopteri, Clupeiformes, Clupeidae. The record is from RefSeq and is a predicted model, not a curated record. Gene Ontology annotation, molecular function: protein kinase binding.